Molecule: messenger RNA, 3435 nt
Organism: Phyllostomus hastatus (greater spear-nosed bat)
Lineage: Eukaryota; Metazoa; Chordata; Mammalia; Chiroptera; Phyllostomidae
Gene: TFAP2B
Product: transcription factor AP-2 beta
Exons: 10
Coding region: 19-1449 (476 amino acids)
Biological process (GO): anatomical structure development; regulation of transcription by RNA polymerase II; regulation of cell population proliferation
Cellular component (GO): nucleus
Molecular function (GO): RNA polymerase II transcription regulatory region sequence-specific DNA binding; DNA-binding transcription factor activity, RNA polymerase II-specific
Source: RefSeq, a predicted model, not a curated record
CAUCUGCUCCUCACAUGAAUGCACUCACCUCCUAGAGACCAGGCUGCCAUCAUGCUCUGGAAGCUCGUGGAGAAUGUCAAGUACGAAGAUAUCUAUGAGAUGUUAGUCCACACCUAUUCAUCCAUGGACCGGCACGAUGGCGUCCCGAGCCACAGCUCGAGGCUCUCCCAGCUGGGCUCGGUGUCCCAAGGACCUUACUCGAGCGCCCCGCCGCUGUCCCACACGCCGUCGUCAGACUUCCAGCCGCCUUACUUCCCGCCCCCCUACCAGCCGCUCCCUUACCACCAGAGCCAGGACCCCUACUCCCACGUCAACGACCCCUACUCCCUGAACCCACUGCACCAGCCCCAGCAGCAUCCCUGGGGACAACGGCAGAGGCAAGAAGUGGGUUCCGAAGCCGGUUCUCUCCUGCCCCAGCCUCGGGCCGCCUUGCCCCAGCUCUCCGGCCUCGACCCUCGAAGGGACUACCACUCGGUCCGCCGGCCGGACGUGCUGCUGCAUUCUGCGCACCACGGCCUGGACGCGGGCAUGGGUGACAGCCUCUCGCUGCACGGUCUUGGGCAUCCAGGAAUGGAAGACGUACAGUCAGUUGAAGAUGCCAAUAACAGCGGCAUGAAUCUAUUGGACCAGUCUGUCAUAAAAAAAGUUCCAGUUCCUCCCAAAUCUGUGACUUCUCUGAUGAUGAAUAAAGAUGGUUUCCUGGGAGGCAUGUCCGUCAACACCGGCGAGGUGUUUUGCUCAGUUCCUGGCCGUCUGUCUCUGCUCAGUUCAACUUCAAAGUACAAAGUAACGGUGGGGGAAGUUCAAAGACGGCUUUCGCCCCCUGAAUGCCUCAAUGCGUCUCUCCUCGGCGGCGUCCUCAGAAGAGCCAAAUCGAAAAAUGGGGGGAGAUCUUUGCGAGAAAGGCUAGAAAAAAUCGGUUUGAAUUUACCCGCGGGCAGGCGCAAAGCAGCAAAUGUCACGUUACUCACCUCCCUGGUGGAAGGAGAAGCUGUUCACUUAGCUCGGGAUUUUGGGUACAUCUGCGAAACAGAGUUUCCUGCCAAAGCUGUUUCCGAGUAUUUGAACCGGCAGCACACGGACCCCAGUGACCUGCACUCCCGAAAGAAUAUGCUGCUGGCCACCAAGCAACUUUGUAAAGAAUUUACAGAUCUGCUGGCUCAGGACCGGACGCCCAUAGGCAACAGCAGGCCCAGCCCUAUCCUGGAGCCCGGGAUCCAGAGCUGCCUCACGCACUUCAGCCUCAUCACGCACGGCUUCGGCGCCCCGGCCAUUUGCGCCGCGCUCACGGCCCUGCAGAACUAUCUCACCGAGGCGCUCAAAGGCAUGGACAAGAUGUUCUUGAACAACACCACCACUAACAGGCACACGUCUGGGGAAGGCCCAGCUUUGCCCGCAUGGUUUAUGAGCUUCUUCAAAGAGGACUGGGGCUUCCUACACAAACUAUAAGGGCAACGCGCCCCACGCGUGUGACGUGCGAGGGACGCGAUGGACGCGCCUUGCUCUUACUGUGCAGGUCCUGAGAGCGUGGGGGCCACUCGCGCCCAGUCGUGUUGAGGACAUAGAAUCAGCCGCUGCAGGGGCCACGGGCCGCGUGGGCCUUUGCUGCUCUCGGUCUGAUCUUAAGGGCUAAGGCGACCGAGAUAGCCCCAUUCUCCAGUAGGUAAUGGGGCGGCGCCCCAAGGGCUGCAGGCGGAGAGGGGUCUCAGCGCUGCCCAGGCCCUUUGCUACCAGCGGCCACCCCGGGGCGCCUGCUCCAGGAGGGCGAGUGCCCUAGAAAUGUCGAGAGAACCAGAAGCUUCCCCCGGCUUUGCCAGGACGAAAACUCUCUCCAUCCUCAGGCUCCUAAAGGCAGGUGAUGGGAUAGAAAUGGUCUUACUUGGCUACGAAGACUUCCGUGGCCCUUCGCCAUUCAUUUGUGCGUCCCGCCACCCCAUCCAGCGAAGUGGAGCUGAGUGCGGGUCUCCUCCGCCCCACCAUGACCCCAGUGGUGGCAGCCCACUGGCUCCUCACCUUCCCUCACUUCUUUUAUGUAACACCUCUGCCCCUGUUGUUUUCGUUAGCCAGGCCCUCUAUGUUUAUCUCACAAUUGAGUUAUUAAAAGAUUUGGUUUUCUUGGGCCCAUAAAUCAAUAAACAGGAUUAACUCAAGAGUUGGCCUUUUAAAUAAAGGGAAACAUUUAAAGCAAGCCUUUUUGAGCUUCGUUUUCAAACCAAGCAGGUGAACUGCCACUCUCGCUCCACCCUCCAUUUUUUAGACAAUUUAGACAGCCCCGUGCCCUUCCCAAAUGCCUGGUCUCAAACCAAAAUGGCUCAAGAUAGAAAGGAGUCAGGAUGUGUGUCAGUGCUGCCCUCCCACAUUCCACUUUGCAAGUUCCUCUGGAGGUUUUACAGGUCUUCUGACCAUUCUGUGCCCACCACUGCCUCUUCCUACAGGAACUGUGAGUCUCACUGGGAGCUCCCCCUCCUCCCCCCCGCAAAAAAAGAUGCUGCUGGGUGAGGAUUCUAUGUCAAAGAAAUCUUGAACUUCUCCCGGAAACUGGGGAGGUACCCACCCCUGCCUUGCCCCAGUUAUCUUGCAUUUUCUCUCCUCCUGUCAGGUUCCACAUCCUUAGCUUUCUCCACCCCCCACAUGAAGAACCUAGGAGGCUUUUCAAACACCGGACUCUUAUUUUCUUUGGCUGAGGAAAACACUUUCUCUCAAGCAAUUAUUUCAUAUCCUAAGAAAAUUUUGGUCAAAUGGAAAUCCUGAAACCCUGAAGUUACCUACACACUGUUCCUCCAGUACAAAGCCUUACUUAAAAGGGCAACACAUUCUGACUGAGAGUGUUUAUAGAGCAUUUGUCAUCAAAUCUGAUAUGCUGUAUGCACGGUACAUUAUAUGGAAAGGAAAUAACUUAAACCAUCCAAUGUUGCCUCAAGAACCCAAAUGGUGUUUUUCCCUCCUGGGCCAAUGCCUGUUAAAUUGUCAGGGGGAAAAAGACAGAAGAAAAAUAUAAAAAUUCAUUUGUUUUCUUUUAAAAGUAGACUGAAAACUAUUCUUUAAAUGCCAAAAUUGACUCCUCUGUUGAGUUGGUCUCUAGUUCACUGACAUUGUUUUGCCACACAAUCAAGAAAUAUCAAUCUAUUGACUCUUCAGGAGAAGAGCUCUGGAAGGUAUCCAUGUUAAGUUUGUAUAUAUUUAUUUAUGCUUAAUUUAAUGGGAAUGUGUAAAUAUGGCGAGCAAGUAGUUUGGGAUUAUUUAUCUGUGAAUCUAUACCUCUGUGAAUGGGUGGUAAAAAAAAAACAAAACGCUUGACCCUAGAUAGAAUGCUAUCUGAAUUUUUCUGUUCUUUAUAGACAAACUGUUAAUGGUAAUGGGUAGAAAUUGGUUUAUUGUCCAGUGUUGAUCUGAUUUACAUAAAUAAAAGAUCAUUGUGUUUUUGUUGCGUUUUCA